Molecule: messenger RNA, 3244 nt
Organism: Topomyia yanbarensis
Lineage: Eukaryota; Metazoa; Arthropoda; Insecta; Diptera; Culicidae
Product: zinc finger protein 235
Exons: 3
Coding region: 105-1868 (587 amino acids)
Biological process (GO): regulation of DNA-templated transcription
Molecular function (GO): DNA-binding transcription factor activity, RNA polymerase II-specific; RNA polymerase II cis-regulatory region sequence-specific DNA binding
Source: RefSeq, a predicted model, not a curated record
GGGAUAUGGCUUAGGAAGACGCGCGCGCACGACGCGAUUAUUUACGUUCGCAUGUGGAUCUGUUUUUACUAGAUUUUAAUUGCUUUCUCUCGUUUCGAUUUUCCAUGCAGGUUCGCAUCACGAUGGUUCAGGAAAUGCCGAGUGGUGUUCCGGAGGAGCUCUAUAAUCUCACUCAGCUGGCAGAGGUGUCAAUCGCAGCUGGCAAGCUGAAUACCACGACGCUUGUACCAGGCGAUCAGCCGCACCAAUAUCACCACCAUCAUCCCUAUCCGGUUCAGUUCGGUGCCAUUAAGUACUAUUCACUGCAGCAGCAACAACAUCAGCAUGAGUCAGCGGCUUAUCACCCGUCGGUGGAAUACUAUCAUCACGCAGUUUCUUAUCACAGUCAGCUGCGAGCAGAUAGUGACGGGCGGAAUGUUAAUCUAGAUAGUCCAACGUUGUCGCCACCGUCUCCGGUUCACCAGCCGCAGUCAUACUCAGCUACCAAGAAAAAGUGGAAGACAAACUGGGAGAUCAACCGAAGUUUGAAAUUGCAACAGCAACAACGGAUCAACAAGAUAAGAGAUGCAAAUGAAAGACCAGAUUACGAUGAUUCGUACGAAACGGGUAGUCGCACUUAUUACACCUCGACGAUAAGGGCGAUUGAAGGUGUGGGUGUUGGUGUUGGAUCGAGUCCUUCUAGACCUGGCAGCAGUAGCAGUAGUAACAGCAGUUGUAGUCAUGCUCUGACCGAGGAACAACAGUUGGCGAGAAGAAACUCGUGCGCUUCCGACGAAUCGGAAGACUCCAGUUAUUCUUACUCGCACAAAGUGUUUGAUAGGAAGAAGUCACGAACUCUUUCGUGGAAUAGCGGCAGCAGUUAUAGUCACGGAGAAGAGAUACAACGUUUGAAGAGUGAACGAAAUCUGUGCAGGGAAGAAUGUCCUGUAGAAUGCAGAACAGACGAGCGGGAGUAUCUGACGGAAUUGACUGAAACCAGUGGACGCAGUGGAAGUAGUGGCGAUGAAAUAGGCUCCUCGGAUGAUGUGCACAGUUGUCCGGAAUGUGGUAAAAAAUAUUCAACGUCCUCCAAUCUGGCAAGGCAUCGACAAACGCAUCGAUCGCUACAGGAUAAAAAAGCCCGCCGCUGUCCACAUUGCUCCAAGGUGUACGUUUCAAUGCCAGCCUACUCCAUGCAUGUCCGCACGCACAAUCAAGGAUGUCAGUGCCCUACGUGUGGAAAGUGUUUUUCUCGUCCUUGGCUUCUACAAGGUCACAUCCGUACUCACACAGGUGAGAAACCGUUCAAAUGUAGCGUAUGUCAGAAGGCUUUCGCCGACAAGUCAAAUCUCCGGGCGCACGUCCAAACUCAUUCGAAUACUAAGCCGCACUGCUGUUCCCGUUGCGGCAAGGCAUUCGCCCUCAAGUCCUACCUCUACAAGCACGAGGAUUCGUCCUGUAUGAAAAGCAAAACCGGCAAGCAUCCAAAGCAAGGCCAUACAAAAAUUCGAAGGAAAGUCGAAAAGGAUCGAUCUUCAUUGAGUAGCAUGGAGAGUCGUCCCUACUCGAUAGGGUUUGUUCAAAGCCAGCAGCCGCCAGCAAGCAGCCCGCUGGAUUUGGCACUACAAACGGAAUUGCAACUGAAAAAGGACGCUGUUAGAGCGAAAAUUCGGGAGGUUUUAGAGGAUAACUGUAAAAAAUCGGCGCAGCAGAAGGCAGCCAACGAUAACCGGAUCAGUGUGAUUCGAACGACAGCCAGUUCCCACGAUGUGUACUAUAGUCGCUCAGAGGAACGUCAACGUCAUUUCGAAGGGGCUCAAUCAGGAUUCGGAAGUGAAGGAAGCAGUAACAGUUACGAGUACCCGAGGAAUUAUGCCGUCAUGGCGUAGUCAACUUUGAUCCUCAAUCACCUUGUUCAUUGUUGUUUAAUUGGAAUUUAAAGUUUGAACUGAAAAAUUGGAAGCAAAUCAGUCACCCACAUUUUGUAGAUCUAUAAGAUUUCCCCCCGCGUCCACAAGUAUUGAACUUGUUUUUGUGUUUUUUGUAGGAAUACUCGAAACAAACUGUGAAUUCUCUCGUGCCUUUUUAGCAAUAAUUUGUAUCAAUCGUGUAAAGUGUACAUACUCAUCAUCAAACGUAGUAUUGAAAGUUAGUAUUAGGUGUACAUUUGUCUACCUGUGUGAAUGCUAUCUCCGAACAAAAAUUACGAGAAACUACAGCUAGCUGUACCAAAAAACAACAAUUUCGCAAAGAAAGUUUUGUCGAGCGAAAAGCAUUUAGAAACGAUUGCCAAUUUUUCUGUACAUUUUUUGACAGUUUCGGUGCUUUUUGUAGCAAUCAAUUUACGCACUUGUAAAGUGGAUAUCUUAUAGUUACUUUAUUUUACAUUACUCAUUUACUUUUAUGUUAACGAAGGACGAGAACGUUCUAGUCUUUUUAAUAUUAUCUUUAGUUUAUAAUUUUCAUUAUAAGCUGUCUAAUUUUGUUUCAAUUUGUAAUUUUUGUGCCUUGAAAAAACAACCAAUGAGUUAUUCUAAUCAUUUGUACGCAUUUUCGUAGCAAUUUAAGUUUGAUUUUACGUAUUUUUAAUGUGUACUCCUCGACGAGAGAUUCUCAAGCUGAAAAAAUGGUGCCAUAAAUGUAGUAGUAGUUAGGCUAGUAGCAAUAGUGAUGCAGGAUAAGUAUUUUUUUUCUUUUUUCGCCAGUCGAAGGAACGGCCGGACCUUGUGCAAUAACGAGCAGUGCAGCGGAAGAUUCCGCCGAAGUAGUGAUAAGAAUUUUUGUAUGUAUUAUGACCACUAAAUGUAGUUUGAAAAGUUUUAGACUAGAUUACAACUUGACAAGACUUAUUAAAAUAAAGAUUUUAUUCACAGAAAGAACUGCAAUCCUGGUUUGGGACGGCAAUAAAGAAGCAGUACGCCAAGCAGAUAAGUUAUAAACGUUUGUUUCCUUGUAGUAGAUAUCUUGACAUUAGAAAAACGCUCUUAUUUUACAAUAUGUUUUUAUUGUCACAUUUUUGGAAACUCAAAAAACAUAAAAUAAAUUUACAUCACAGUUUAUAAAGUGCGUGUCAAAUGAAAUGUUCAAGUGCAGGGGAUGUCCGAUUGCAAUUUGAUUGAUCGAUGAUAUGAUAAUUUUUAAUCGAUCGCCUGGAAUAGUGCCACAAUUAAAACGGCUGUUUUCUUAAAUUAAAUUAAACUUAACAUGGCUCAAUGCGCUAAAUCAACGGAGCUGAAGGUCUUUUACAUUUUUACGUGAUGUAAAA